Molecule: messenger RNA, 482 nt
Organism: Callorhinus ursinus (northern fur seal)
Lineage: Eukaryota; Metazoa; Chordata; Mammalia; Carnivora; Otariidae
Source: RefSeq, a predicted model, not a curated record
UUGUCGCCGACCCGGAAGCGGCUAGCCGGGAGCGAAGGUCAAAUCGGCUGCCUGGGAUUUUAACUUUCGCGUUUCUACGUCAGAAUCUCAGUCCCCAGGCUUACAACCCUGGGGUCUGGGGUCUCCGCGCACAUUAGAGUCCCCUCACCCCCGCCUCCCACCGCGGAUUGACGUCUCAAGACCCAUCUAGCCUGGCAGAGAAGCCCAGGGGAGGGAGAGGAGGAAAGCCCAGAGAGUCAGGAAUGACUCAUUCUCAGGAACUGUUGACCUUCAGGGAUGUGGCCAUAGAAUUCUCUCCGGAGGAGUGGGAGUGCCUGGACCCUGCUCAGAGGGCCUUGUACAGGGACGUGAUGGUGGAGAACUACAGGAACCUGGUCUUCCUGGGUGAGGAUUAGUUUCCCUACGGAGGUUGGGUACUGCUCUGGUGUGUCUUUGUGUUUUUCUUGGGGAUUUCUUGGGAGCCCCUUCUCUGCUUGACUGAA